Messenger RNA from Eremomyces bilateralis CBS 781.70, 1125 nucleotides. RefSeq names its product putative small nuclear ribonucleo protein SmE. The record is from RefSeq and is a predicted model, not a curated record. NCBI's taxonomy places the organism in Eukaryota, Fungi, Ascomycota, Dothideomycetes, Eremomycetales, Eremomycetaceae. Gene Ontology annotation, cellular component: U4/U6 x U5 tri-snRNP complex; U1 snRNP; precatalytic spliceosome. Gene Ontology annotation, molecular function: RNA binding. The transcript is spliced from 3 exons. Gene Ontology annotation, biological process: mRNA splicing, via spliceosome; spliceosomal snRNP assembly. Bases 402 to 683 code for a protein of 93 amino acids.
GAGCUAUCUGUGUUUUAGAUUGCUUGUCGUGGACUUCAUCAUGAACAACCACCAUCGUCAUACGAGUUCUGACCUAAACAAGGGAGCAGGCGCAAAGGUGAUCGGAAUUUCUUUGGCGCCGAUAUCUGAGAACCAGUCACGUGAUCCCACCACCCUGAGCUUCGACCACUCUGCGUCCACAAAACUUCACGACAGGGCUACAGCACUCCAGCUUUCACCUGCUUGAUACUUCAGCACCACAAGACACGGGACAAAAGUACCCCAUCAAACCAAGGAAACACUGACUCUACAGGAGCUACUUCCUGCAACAAAUCAUCCGAAAGCCCGUCUUUGAUUGACAAUCCACCUUGAAACGAACAACCAACUGAGCUCUAUCGAUCGAUCCUUCAGAGUCCCCGAACAUGUCUGGCAGAGGAGGAGGCAGAGGCAAGGUCCUCUUACCACCCAUCAAUUUUAUCUUUCGCCUGCUUCAGCAACAGAGCCCCGUCUCAAUAUGGCUAUUCGAGCAACUGCAGAUCAGGAUAGAGGGCAAGAUCAGGGGAUUCGAUGAGUUUAUGAAUCUCGUCAUUGACGACGCGGUGGAGGUGAAGCUGGCGACAAAAAAUCAAGAGGAGACGAAGCGGCCUUUGGGUCAAAUCCUGUUGAAAGGAGACAACGUAUCACUUAUCCAGAUGGUACAAUGAUCCCUUGUUGAACGAAUGCGCCCCUGCAUGUGGAGUUUGGGAGAACAAUUUCGCGAACGACUCUUUUUGGACGACCAUCAUGAACCGGUCGGGAAUGGUCAUCGGGAAGCAAACGGGUGGAGAGACAUUGAACCACGAGCUAUUUAUCAGCUCGCAGCACGGUUCCGUCGCCUUGGAUCAAGGCAUCGACUCUCCAGUCGGUAGGACCCAUCGGAACCUGCUCGUCUUGGCCCAAGAUUUGCUCAUUUAGCGAUAGCGCGGCUACCGACGCGAUUAGCGAGUCGCCUCAGGCGUCGGAAGACAAGACGGGUGGGAGAGAUGCUCACCAAGAAAUGGCAUCCCUUUCGAAACCAAUCCUUUCUGUGAAUGCUCCGCGUAUCGUUGCAAGAAGUAGUCAUAGUAUCCUUUCCCGUGACCGAGCCGGCCAAAGCUCAGAUCGAAU